Xyrauchen texanus (razorback sucker) is the source of this 742-nucleotide messenger RNA. RefSeq lists its product as uncharacterized. The transcript is spliced from 4 exons. The record is from RefSeq and is a predicted model, not a curated record. Gene Ontology annotation, biological process: response to bacterium. The annotation marks the transcript as partial. Lineage: Eukaryota; Metazoa; Chordata; Actinopteri; Cypriniformes; Catostomidae.
UUUUUCUACUUCCAAGGAACUGAGAGCAAAGACUUUAACAUUGAACAACAACCAGAGUUUCUGCCAGUUAGUCAAGGUGACAAUGUAAAUAUCCAGUGCAAAAUCCUAAUUGAGAGCUGUGCAGAGGAUCAUAGUGUCCACUGGUUCAGACAUGGUGCAACUGAAUCUCAUCAAGGAAUAUUGUACAUUCAAAGUGGUGGACAUGGUCAGUGUAAAAGGAGUGCAGAGGCUGGUUCUAAAACACAAAGAUGUGUUUAUGACCUCUCUAAGAGGAACAUUAGCCUCUCUGAUGUUGGGAUUUACUACUGUGCCAUUGCUGCAUGUGGGGAGAUAAUGCUUGGAAAUGGAACCACAUUGAAACACACAGACAAUGCAAAUAAAAAUGAUUGGGAUCCACUACUCCUGUCCUUGAUAUCAUCCAAUGUUGUUUCUUUGAUAGUAAUUGUAAUAUUCCUUGUUGAUCUUUGCAAAAACAAGAGAAAAAGGCAGAGAGGAUCUACAAAGUCCAGCACAUCUCAGUCAUGUGAGACUGGAGACUUUUUGAAUUAUGCAGCUGUAAGUUUUGUCCCCAUCCCUUCAUCUUCAAGAAGAACCAGAGGAUUAAACAACAGAGACUUGGCUGAAUACAGUGAAGUCCAUUAUAAGCUUAGAGAUCAAAUGCCUUAACACAGUCUCGGCACAAAUUGUUUUUGAUUUACUGUAAAAAAAAAAAAAAGAAUAAAAAGAAAUGUAUAUUUUAAAA